GUUCGGCGGCUCCGCAGCGAUGGCGGCCCCGCUGGCGGCUCCCGCCGGGCCCGGGGCCGGGGCCGGGGGGGCGCGGGGCGGGCGCGGGCCGGCGCUGCGGGAGGGGGCGCGGGUGUCCGCGCUGUGCCUCGCCUGGUACGGGCUCAGCGCCGGCGGCAACGUGGUCAACAAGCUGCUGCUCGGCGGCUUCCCCCGGCCCGUCACCGUCUCGUUGUUCCACAUCCUGGGGCUCUGCGGGCUCCUGCCGCCGCUGCUCCGCGCCUGGAGGGUCCCGCCCGCCGGCCCCGCGCAGCUGCCGCCCCGCGCGUACCCGCGGUACAUCCUCCCGCUCGCCUUCGGCAAGUAUUUCGCCUCCGUGUCCGCGCACGUCUCGCUCUGGAGGGUCCCGGUGUCCUACGCGCACACGGUGAAAGCCACGAUGCCGAUUUGGGUGGUUCUCCUCUCGCGGAUCAUCAUGAAGGAAAAGCAGACGACGAAGGUGUACCUGUCUCUGAUCCCCAUCAUCACUGGUGUCCUGUUGGCCACCGUCACAGAGCUUUCCUUUGACAUGUGGGGACUCAUCAGUGCACUUGCUGCUACUCUGUGCUUUUCCCUUCAGAACAUCUUCUCAAAGAAGGUGUUGAGAGAUUCCCGAAUCCAUCAUCUUCGGUUGCUGAACAUCCUCGGGUGCCAUGCUGUGUUCUUCAUGAUCCCAACGUGGGUUUUAGUAGAUCUUUCUUCCUUCCUAGUGGAGAAUGACUUGAGCUCGAUGUCUCAUUGGUCCUGGACCUUGAUGCUGCUCGUAAUCAGUGGGUUCUGUAACUUUGCCCAGAACGUCAUUGCCUUCAGUAUCCUCAACCUGAUCAGCCCCCUCAGUUACUCUGUGGCCAACGCCACGAAGAGGAUCAUGGUGAUCACGGUGUCCCUCAUCAUGCUGCGCAACCCCGUCACGAGCACCAACGUGCUGGGGAUGAUGACGGCCAUCCUCGGGGUCUUCUUGUACAACAAGACAAAAUAUGAUGCAAACCAAGAAGCAAAGAAGCAGCUGCUUCCCAUCACAACUGGAGACCUUGUGAAUUUGGAACGGCACCGAAACCCUCCUGAGAAGUCUCAGAACGGACUCACAGGGUUCGCCCAGCACGGAGACCUUCAGUACGGCCGGAGCAACGUCCUCACAGACCACUUCCAGUACGGCCGGCAGAGCUACCCCACCACCUACAACCUGAACCGGUUUGAUAUCUAGAACCCUGGCAGGCAGGUACAGACUGUGAGGUCAAAGUGUCCCCAGCAUUAUCAGAGACUGUCAGUACAUCCAUGAAUGUCACAAAGCCAUUUACUGUGCGUUUGGCAGCAGGGCAGUUGUGUGUGUAGGGGAGCGGCACAAACCUGCAGCUGCUGCUGGGCAGAGCUUUAAACGUGGAGCAGCCAGAGCUGAGACUGGAACCAAACCUUGUGCAGAGAUCCUGGUGAGGUGCUCGUGUGUAACUGCAGAGUGGAACAUCUGUCACUGCUCUUUUCGAAGUCUGUCAGCUGGUUAUUCUCUUGACAGCUGAAUUCUGGCCAGUAUCUCGUUUCCACGCCGGUAACGUCACCUUUAAUUUGUUCUCUAAUAAUGUUUUAAUGAUACUUUUAACGAAGCUUUCGGAAAGAAGUGGAAGUGAAGCAUAUUUCUGGUUAUCAGGAUUUGUCUGAGGAGGAUUGACUGAGGUGUCUCAGUUGCAGACAAGUAAACCUGAGUUCAUCUCCAGCAUCCGUGGAACUCCACCUGGGUGUUCACUACUCUCGUGCCUCUGCCUUCAGCCCUGGAGGACAAACCAGAAGUGUUUCUGAAGGAGCAGACAGUGGAAGGAUUGAUCUUCCCCAGAAUUGUGCUUCAGGCACAGAGAAACAGUUCUCCACAUCACUGUCGCCCCGGUCGCUGUAGAGAACAGCCAAGCCAAGCUUAAAAUCGUAGUUGUUUCUGAAUCAUGUAAGUCCUGUAACUUCAGACAUUGCUCUUCCUUGGCCAUGCAGGAAACUCCUUCACAAAUAAAGUGUUUGGAAUAAUA
Molecule: messenger RNA, 2027 nt
Organism: Pseudopipra pipra
Lineage: Eukaryota; Metazoa; Chordata; Aves; Passeriformes; Pipridae
Gene: SLC35E1
Product: solute carrier family 35 member E1
Exons: 6
Coding region: 20-1222 (400 amino acids)
Cellular component (GO): Golgi apparatus
Molecular function (GO): antiporter activity
Source: RefSeq, a predicted model, not a curated record